UUCUACAGAAUUCCAACUGGACAAACCAGCCAUGGUGUCCAUUGCAUGUUUUGAAGAGGAGACUUACAACAAAAACAAAAAAGGACCAUUUUGAUGAACAACGAAUGAGGAAAUGGCACAGAGAUUGGACAGAGUUGUGAAAGUGUUAACAUUCAUUCUGGUAUGUGAAGGCCACUGUAGUUCCCUGACAUACUCGGGAGAGGUGAGUGGAGGAGUCCUCCAUUUGUUGCAAUCUCUAUAUUUGUCAGCAUAAUGUUUGGAUAUCUUGUUGCCUGACAACAUCCCCGCACUGCACACAGGAAGUGACUUAUUUCAUGUCAAGAGAGACUGAAACAGAUUUCAGAAGUGUAUUCUACUACUCAAAAACAGCCUCAAUGUUUCUGGGCCCGUUUGUCUGUGCUGCUGCUACAUACUCAAAAAUGCUCCUUCAUUUAGUUCCGAUAGACUAAGCGUAUUUUCAGAUGAAGGUUGCAACAUACAAAUAAUGUUAGUCGCGCCAUCUCGGGGGUCCAGUACCAGCCUCUAUGAAUGACUGCCAUGAGGAGAAUGGUCGUGGGGUUGUUGCUGGUGGAUGGCUGGCGUGAAAAAUGUUUGCCCCACUUAUUAUUCAAGCGCCUCCUCCCUCCAAAUCCACGGGCUGCUCUUCCCAGACUGGCACACCCACCCUCUCCUCCGUCACUGUGGGAGAGUCAGUUGGGCCUUGUGGGCUUCCUGGUCCUCAGCUCCGCCUCGCCUCGAUGUGACCGGACAGGGGAAACACUUCUCAGUUAAAGAACAAAAGCAACAACGGACAGACCGAGGAGGACCACGUAACGACGACUGGACCUCAGCGUACUGAGAAAUCCACACCCACCGCCACGAGAAUCUGCCGACGAUUGAACUCACAAGCAGGGCGACAAACUUGGCCGUCUCGCAUCUUUGUAAUCCGUCGAGGUGCUUGAUAAAUAAGACAAGGGUCAAACAGGCAGACUGUAUUGUUUCCCGGGGCUUCCUCUCUCAAACUUCGGCCAUAAAAAGCACAGUGGUAGAAGAGAAACUCUGGAUAUCCCCCGAUUUCCUUUCGUUCAAACGGACCUCGUGGAUAAAGGACUGUUUUGUCAUUUUCGGUUUCUGUUGUGGCAUCUGCCUUUCCGAAGAGGCCACACUUUUCUUUCGGGCCGAGUACUUGGAAGUGGAACAAAGCCCGAGUGGGACGGGGUGAGAAAAUAGUCUGUGAUGGAUUUCGCGUAGAUACCCAUUCCACACGCUCCCACCCCUUUGUGACCAAUCCCCCACUACCACAAAACAAAAGUGAGAGCUUACUUUGAUAACCCAGAUGGCAACUUACGGUGAACUUAAUGGCAGAAAUGGACUACUUUUGGCCAUGAAGGAGUCUUUUGAAGGAAAAACAAUAAAGACAGAAUGUGAAGGAAAGCUUGACGCUAAACGACCCUCCAAGGAUUUGUGCCGGUCUUCCAGCUCAGCUGAAAGCAAUGCAAGCACUGGGGCUAGUUUUACCACCAACAACAACUCAGUUGUGUGCCUGCCGCUGGUAUCAGAGGGACUGAAGUUGGUAUGGACACAGUCAGAUCAGACCCGUGAACUUGACACAGUUUCAGAGCUUGUGCAAGCCUUCAACUUAUUUCCAUACCCAUCAUCUCAUGAGGUUAACACCCUGGCCAGGGUAUGUGCCUUGCCACUAGACAAAGUUAAGGUGUGGUUUAUGGUGCAGAGAAUUAAAUAUGGUAUCAGCUGGUCUUCAGAGGAGAUAGAGGAGACACGACGAAAGCUAGCAGUACCUGAGCUUUAUGAUGACUCUACUGAGGCAAAGGAAGAAGCCAAAAUAAAGAGCAACAGCAUAAUACAUGAGGAAUUGGUAAUUGAGGAUAAGGACAACAAUGAAGUCGGGGGUGUUCUAUCGAGCUUCACCCCCCCAAAGAAAAAACCAAAGUCUGAGUCACCAGAUUCCUACAAACCAGCCAAACCCACUGUCCCAUGUUUCAGUUCCACCCUUCCACCUCCUCAGGAUUCAUACUACUAUCGCCCACCAGCAGACACACCAGCAAGUACAGCUACUGAUGUUUCCCUUGACCUCACAGAGCCAUCUUCACAACAGCACCGCCAUGGGCGCUACAAAAAGUCUAAAGCUCAGCUCGCUGCUCUUCGAAAAAGCUUCCUGAGGGAGAACUGGCCUGCAGAGACAGAGCUGAGACGUUUGCAGGAGGAAACUGGGCUGACCCGCAAUGACAUUCGUAAAUGGUUCAGUGACAGCCGUUAUCAGCUUAGGGUUGGCCGAGGAAGUCUGGCAGCAGCCCAGAGCUAUUCUCAACACACUGCUGUGGGAGGUAAACAUGAUCAACAAACUCAACCUCUUCCACUUAUAACUGAAAAGACUGGUCAGCUUCAAAGCGUCAAGGGCCAGGAGGGAACCCGUAGCAGUGGAACUGGAAGCUCACAUUUCUUUCAGGCCUUUUUGUCAAAUAGCCUUGAAGCAUUCGAGGACAGGGCUCUUGAGGCAGAAGAGUGUGAUGUUAUGGAAGAGCUUUCUGGUGACGGGGACAGUUUUAAAGACAAGAUACAAAAUGAAGAACAGCCAUUACAACUGACUAAGGUGUUCAAAAUUGAAACACACAGUCCACACAAACCACCAAGUGUAUCGAAAUCAUCUCCUUACUCCUCCCCCUCUGGCAGCCCACCACUGACUAAUAAACAACUUUCAAACAGCAGCAACUCAAAGAAGUCUUCACAUUCAGCCAAAGCCAGCCCUUCACAAACAGCCUUGCGCAUCUCAGGUGCUCCUUCAACUACAUCCACGUCCCCUGCUCUCACUCCUGGUGGGCGACCAAGAAAGACCAAGGAGCAGUUGGAUCUUUUAAAACAGCAUUUCUUAAACUGCCAGUGGCCCAAGAGCGAUGAUUACACUGAACUUGUGAAGCUCACAGGUUUACCCCGUGCAGAUGUUAUUCAGUGGUUUGGUGACACACGCUAUGCUGUCAAAAAUGGCCAGCUGCGCUGGGUGAAAGGGGUCCGUGACCAGUUCUUGGCAGAACUUGCUACCCAGCAGAGUGGCAGUGGCUUAACUAAGGAAAGCAGCUCUGGGACAUCUAAUCGGGCUGGUGGCAGCCGCAAACGAAAAUCUCAGGCAAAUGGAACAAGUACAGAUACUCCUGAUACACAGCCAUUGGUCACAUAUUACCUUUCAAAUGGCUCACUACAAGAAAAAGACCUUGACUCUCUAUGCAAGAAAUCGAGAAUGAGCUACCAGCAAGUGCGAGAUUGGUUUGCAUCCCAGGAUGUUGGGGAGACUGACCAACAAGAAGACAGUAUUACUGAUUGAGACACUGGAAACAGAAUUAUGAAUUGGGCUGUGCGAUAAGACCAAACUCUCAUUUCAUAUUCAUAUAGAUUAACAUAAUAAUAAAGCACAUUUUUAUGUAAAUCUAACCAAUAAAUAAAAGUAAAAUUUUGGCAUUGCGUAACUGAGGUCAAUUGCUAUUACCAAAUUACAAAGCGCCUAUUACUUAAACCAUGUUGAUUGGGGUCGUGUCAUUGCAGGAGUAAAUUAAAUUUGGCAGCCAUUGCUUCCUUCCAUCUUUGUUACUGGUUGCCACGUGGUCCGUUAGAAGAUGUAAGAACUCUUGCAGCACAUGGGAGAUUCCUUCUGUACUGUUGGGUGUGAUUGGCGUGUCGGUGGUGUGGUGUUGUCGUCCAUUCACAAAGUACUUUUUAUCUGGUCUGUGUCAGACUUUUCCGACCCACCACUUUCGUGCCACAGAUGUAGCCUCUCGUUUAGCUUCCCGUUUUAUCUUGAUUAGCUGGAGUCCUUAUCAUGGAGUGAAUUCCUAUUUUCUUUUACAGAUUAACUCUUGUUCAUUUUUGUUUGUGCUGCCUUCGGGCAAAUGCCUUACCCACAUCUGUGUCACCUGGAAGAGUGUAAAGCAUCCUCCAAAUGGCAUUAUACAGUAAAUUGUCUUAGAGAGUGACUGACAGUUGAACAGUGCAGUAAAAUUGGAUUUUUUUUGUCACCACAUGACAUAGCUCAUCAUAUCACACAGCCCUACUUCAUAACACUUAUUAAAGUAGGUGGAGUGCUCCUUACAGCAUUUCCACCAACAAAGCUUUAAGUGGCUUUAAAAGGGCCAGGUUUGUUACAUCCAGUCUUCUCAGUACAUUCCCUGAAUGGGGUGUGUAUUUUGAGUAUUUGCUGCAUUUCCUGCUUAUCCUAAUGUAUUAUGACUUGAACUUUGAUUGUGUUGCUGUAAAUAGAACAGUAAAUUGUACACUGGUUUGCGAUAUUUUUGAGCUUAUUUUUGUUUAGAGAUCACUACUUCAGAUUUUCUUUUGUUAGUAUGCUGUUGUAGCGGUAUAAUUUAAACUGGUUGUACUUUUGGUACCUGACCAUAGCAGUGAGUAACUGCUCCAGAAAACGUCUGUGCUCAUGAAUUUGUUGACUGAUCAAGUGUCAUCAUUCCUUUACAGCCAGUAUCUUCCUGUCAUGAAAAGCACACUGGACAUGUACACUUUAAAUUGACAUCUUGCACUUUGGUUUCAGGCCCUGCUGCCAUUAUGUUUAUUAAAUACAAUUAUUUCACAAAAUUUAAAUUUCCUAAAUGGACAGUGUUAUUGGUCCGAUUACACUGAUACCAUGGCUCAUGUCUUAAGAAUACUGAGAAUGUUUCAUCAGAUUCUAUUUGUAUCUCUGAAACACAUUCCUCUUUUUUUUUUUUUAGUUAUUGUAAUAUUUGAGUUAGAAUUUCCAUACUUUGCUUGUCAUACGCAUUUAGCUGCACCAUUUCUUUACAGUAAAUGUUAGCAGUACUAGGAAAGCAGCAACAUGCAGAGAGUCAGAGUUAUCUAUAUCAAUUUUAAUGUGCACUCAUAGAUUUAGUCAGUAUUUUUAUAUCUCUUUUGUCUUAAUUAGUCUAUAGAGCAUGAUUUCAUCGUUUGAAAUAAAGACAAAGUAGAUAAGAUGACUCAUGGGGUCCAUGUACUGUUUAAGAUUUGAAAAGGGUUUGAAUCCAAAGGUAAAUUGCCAUUCUGUCACAUUACGAAUUAUAGCACAAGCAUUUGGGUUAUUAGUACAUUUAUUUAUUAGUAAUUCCUACAUUAUUGUGUCUUGCGAAAAGAAAAAUAAACUCUGUUCCCAAAAUACUUCUAAGUUGACUUGCAGAGGGUGAAGUUGGCUUUAUACAGAGCCCGGGUUUAAUACCGUGGAAAAGUCUGUACAGGGGUUAGCUGACCAAGCAGUGUGAAUCACUGUACCGGUUAAGAAAAGUGUUCUGCUGUGUGGAAAUGUCCUUAACACUUAACCCACAUUUUCCUGUAUAUGUGUUUUCGAUGUAUUUUUUACUGAUUGAAAAAAAAAAUCUCAUUUGCACAAUUAUGUCACUGGAAACCAGUAAAAGAUUUGCAUUUAUAA
This is a messenger RNA of Solea solea (common sole), 5398 nucleotides long. It is a transcript of the gene homeza, whose product is annotated as homeobox and leucine zipper encoding a. Gene Ontology annotation, molecular function: DNA-binding transcription factor activity, RNA polymerase II-specific; DNA binding. Lineage: Eukaryota; Metazoa; Chordata; Actinopteri; Pleuronectiformes; Soleidae. The transcript is spliced from 3 exons. Gene Ontology annotation, cellular component: nucleus. Gene Ontology annotation, biological process: regulation of transcription by RNA polymerase II. The record is from RefSeq and is a predicted model, not a curated record. Bases 1316 to 3316 code for a protein of 666 amino acids.